AUGUCCCAGCGCCCAUUAAAUGCUGCAGGGGACCCGAUCAACGCCAAUGAGGAGUGGGCGCAAAGCAUAAUCAAAGACAAUCCUGAUUUUUUCAAGGACUCGGCUACUCAUCCCCAGACGCCCAAGGCGUGCCCUACGCCUCGUCACAUGCCCUUAUCGCCGGCCUCCGUUGUCACAGCGUCCAUACCUGGUGAUAUCUUUACACACACGAACAUUUCCCACCAAUUCCACAGCUUUGACGACAACACUAACUCCGUCCUUUCCUAUGCUAUAGACUCGGUUGGCGUCGAGCGCGUUGUCCUCGUUGGUCACAGCAUCUGCGGAGGUGCCAAAUCAGCGAUAAAGGCUGCCGCCGAAUGGCCCGUCGAGCCCCACGACCCACUCACGCGUUGGUUGAUCCCCCUCGUCCAACUCGUUCGAACACUCAACCUCCACGGGUCACCUGAGAAUGAAGGAUGA
This is a messenger RNA of Suillus subalutaceus, 459 nucleotides long. RefSeq names its product carbonic anhydrase. The record is from RefSeq and is a predicted model, not a curated record. Gene Ontology annotation, molecular function: zinc ion binding; carbonate dehydratase activity. The transcript has 4 exons. Bases 1 to 459 code for a protein of 152 amino acids. NCBI's taxonomy places the organism in Eukaryota, Fungi, Basidiomycota, Agaricomycetes, Boletales, Suillaceae. Gene Ontology annotation, biological process: cellular response to oxidative stress; cellular response to carbon dioxide.